This is a messenger RNA of Xenopus tropicalis (tropical clawed frog), 1952 nucleotides long. RefSeq names its product ciliary neurotrophic factor receptor (gene cntfr). Gene Ontology annotation, molecular function: cytokine receptor activity. Gene Ontology annotation, biological process: cytokine-mediated signaling pathway; interleukin-11-mediated signaling pathway. The coding region runs from base 335 to 1522 and encodes 395 amino acids. The record is from RefSeq and is a predicted model, not a curated record. The transcript has 12 exons. Lineage: Eukaryota; Metazoa; Chordata; Amphibia; Anura; Pipidae. Gene Ontology annotation, cellular component: membrane; extracellular region; plasma membrane.
CCCUUCCCUGCCAGUGGCUUCCCCAGUCACAUGGGCUUUGUGUGUGAGUUUAAAAGAUCCCAAAUCCGGAGCAGCCAGUGCAGUGUGCAGGCUUGGAGGUGCCCAUUGGUGCCUGCUGGAUGUUACAGAGACAGGGGAGACACCAGGAGACCCCCCCAGCCCUACAGCCACUGAGGGACACAACUGAAGGAAUCCUAGACUUUCUUUUUUAUCCAUGAAACUUCAGAGGAAUCACCAUUAAAGACACUCACAGCUGUGCUGCGCUCUAAAGCGUCUCCCCGCACUCUCGUCAAAGGCUGCGCUCUAUGAACUGACCGAGUGACACAAUUGCGAGAUGGCAAAUCCUGUGACCUCAGCCUGCGGUGUUAUUCUGGCAGUGAUGGUGAUGAUGGUAUUCGCUCAGCGACGUGGCCAGGAAGUCAAGCCAAAGUCUCGCCCCCUGCUGACAGAUUAUUUGUUUCAAGAGCGACUUCAGUCCCAGCGAGCCGGCAGGAGUUCCCAAAGAGAGACCCACCUCCAGUACGAGCAGAUGGGUUCUGACGCCAUUCUACGCUGUGGGUCGGUGGACCAGGACGCCGCAGUAACGUGGGCAGUAAACGGGACGGAUAUCGAGAACCCACAUCUCAACGGCUCCUUCCUGGUUCUGCAUAAUGUGAAUUUGUCGCACAGCGGCCUCUACUCCUGCUUCCAAGGCUCCUCCUCCAAACUCCUGCACCAAACCAACCUGCGGGUCGGCAACCCCCCCAGGGAACCCGUACUCAUGUGCCGAUCCAACAACUACCCGGCGUCGUUCUACUGCAGCUGGCACCUACCCUUCCCCACCUUCAUCCCCAACUCCUUCAACAUCAGCGUCAUGCACGACUCUAAGCAGCUGUACUGUGAGAAGGACCCCUUCCCCAAAAACAGGUGCCACAUCAAAUACAGCCGCCUCUUCUCUACCCAGAAGUACCAGGUCACCGUGGUGGCGACCAACGCGCUGGGCAAGAACUCCACCACCAUCAGCUUCGAUGAGUUCUCUAUAGUGAAGCCGGACCCACCGGAAAACGUGGUCGCUAAGCUGGUGCACAAUAACCCUCGCCGGCUGGAAGUCACCUGGCAGAUCCCGUCCUCUUGGCCGGAUCCAGACUCUUUUCCGCUCAAGUUCUUCCUACGCUACAGGCCUCUCAUCCUCGACCAAUGGCAGCACGUGGAGCUGUCGGAAGGGACGUCGCACACCAUCACGGACGCCUACGCCGGCAAGGAGUACAUCAUCCAGGUGGCAGCUAAAGACUAUGAGAUCGGCACGUGGAGCGACUGGAGCGUGGCCGCCUACGCCACCCCGUGGACAGAGGAGCCCAAGUACAUAACCACAGAAUCCCAGAAAACAGAAACAACAACAAGAAUCACAACAACGACCACCACCACUUACGUGGCGCUUUCAUCUACCAAGGACUGCGACCCGGCAUCUGUCAGAGGCUCAGCAGUCAGAGUCUCGUGGCUCCCGGCGCUCUUACUGGCGCCAGUCGGGAUUUUGCUUAUGUGAUGCGUUUGGGCAAAAGAAAGAAUUUCGAUAUUUUUUUUCUCUAUUUUGCACAUGUUACGGAGGAAGCAAACCGUUUGCAUUUUAUCUUUAUUUUUUGUUUUUAAUGGACAAGUCCAAUGACAUUAAGGUUGGCUCCGCCCAGGUAAUUAGGGAAAAAAACGAAUCGAAGAAACUCAACGUUCAUCACCGGAAAACUUGGAUCUGUCGCGGGAAACGCCGGCCAAAGGCGGAGCUUGAGUGUAAGCUUCCCAAAGGCGGAGCUUGAGUGUAAGCUUCCCAAAGGCGGAGCUUGAGUGUAAGCUUCCCGUACAAAGUCGCACAGCAUGUUGGGGGGGCCGGACAAAGGUCAUUUUACUAUCAAAAAACUUUGGGGGGGGGGAGGAAUUAAAAUGAAGGAAUUGGAAUGAAAAUGAAGCGGCCGCUAAGAUGG